UUUUGCGGAUUUUUAUUUUUUGCGGAUUUUAUAUUGUCGCCGAUUUUUUUUUGCGGAUUUUAUAUUGUCGCCGAUUUUUUUUUGCGGACUUUUAAGAUUUUUUUUAAAUUUAAAGACGUGGUAGAAUGCUGUUUUGUUGAACAAACAAGUAUUUUGUGGAGUUUAUCCUCUACGUAAUCAAGAAAAUAAAAUCCGCAAAAUUUGUCCGCAAAUUAAAAAAAAAUUUUUUUUCAAUUUUAAGAAAAUUUUUAGAAUUUUUUUUCGUUUUCUAAAAAAUGUCAACUUCAAAUACUGGCGCAGCUGUUUCUCGUAUGGUUAGGCCAAUAAUUUCUCAAGAUUUGGUUGAAGCAAAAUUAAAUGUUUUAAAAAUGUAUAAACAAUUUCAACGUGUAGCUAAGCAACAUUGGUGGGAUUAUAAACUUCAAGAUAUUCCGUUGCCUGUAUUCCGUGAAGUUUUGAAAAAAGAAUUUAUGAAAAAUGCUCAUAUACAAGAUGUUAGAAUUAUUGAUAGAAAAGUUGAAGAAGCUCGCCAGCAUCUCGUUGCAUUAAAAUAUUUCUUCUACAAUGAAUACCAUGUGCGUAAUAUGCUCUUUGCUGAGAAUAUUGAGCCUAAACCGAAAGAUUUUCUUUCCAAAUUCUUGCAUGGGAAAGAUUAA
Meloidogyne enterolobii is the source of this 656-nucleotide messenger RNA. NCBI's taxonomy places the organism in Eukaryota, Metazoa, Nematoda, Chromadorea, Rhabditida, Meloidogynidae. The record is from the annotation of a GenBank genome assembly.